CCCAUCUCAGAGGGGCAUAAAUAAGUGCCUGCUUCCAUCCUGGGCUACACUUUGCAAGCUGAAGAGAAGAUUGCAAGAUGAAAACUCUGCUGCUGUCCUUGGUGGUGGUGGCAUUUGUGUACCUGGAGCCAGGAAUGAAAACCGUCAGGGGAUGUGCUGACACCUGCCCUGUUCCAGGAGAAAAUGAGAAAGUUACGUGUUGCGCAACUGACAAGUGCAACUGCUAGAUCUACAAGGGCCUAAAUUCCUUGAGUUUUGCUCUCAUCCAUCAUGGGCCAUCCUUGAAAAUUUAUGCUCCCGGCCUUUACCACCAGAUGGUCCAUAAUCCCCUUCCCCCCUGCUGUCUUUGACACCUCAUCAUCCUUCCCUUUUCUCUUGUUCUCUAAGUUUCCUUCUGCUAGUUCUGUAGUUUGAGAAUCAAAUAAACCUUAGCAUUCAA
This is a messenger RNA of Pantherophis guttatus, 439 nucleotides long. NCBI's taxonomy places the organism in Eukaryota, Metazoa, Chordata, Lepidosauria, Squamata, Colubridae. The record is from RefSeq and is a predicted model, not a curated record.